AUGGCGAUUUGUGCUGGAGUUGUGGUGCUACUAUACUCCAUUUUUGGAGUGUUCGGACAAAAUCCACCCUUAUCUUUCUCCUUAACAAACCAUUGUGUUGGACCGGGUGCAGUAGCAUUUGCACUGGAUGGAUCAGAAAGUAUUAAUGCUUCCAACUUUGAACUAUUGAAACAGUUUGUAAAAGCUAAUAUUCAACAUUUCAAAAUCGGACCCAGCAACAUUCAAGUGGCCGCUUUUGUAUUCAGUCAAGCCAUCGGUGAUGACGGAUUCCCGUUUGACAGCCGGGACACAAAUUACACACUCUUUGCCAAAGUGGAUGCGUUGAGGUUAAUACGAAUGGCUACCUUUACCGAUGUUGCUAUCACAGAAAUGAUACGACUUCUUAUUCAACCAAACGUCCCCUACCCGAAAGUGGGCGUGAUUUUGACGGACGGAGAAUCUUACGACCCUGUGAAGACACAAACGGCCGCCGCUGCGGCACGUACUCUGGGGAUUACCCUCAUUUCAGUGGGUAUUGGUGUCUCCCCUGGAUCAGCUGCUGCUGCUGAAUUAAGUGCCAUUACGGGAAACCCCUCUCAGGUUCUCCUCUUAAAUGGAUACAGCCAACUGACAAACUUAACUGGUGUAGCCAUACUCAGCGAUUUACUGUGUCGAGCAAUAACGACAUCCACGAGUACAACAACAACAACACCUGUUCCAACAACAACAACCAGUACCCCUAUCCCGACAACAAUCAGACCAACAACACCAACUCCGACAUUACCACCCCUGACAACCCAGAAACUCCAGACAGAUAAAAUCACUAACCCUUUGUGUGAGGGCUGUAUUAUAGCUGACGGUGUAGGAUACAACAGACACGGAUCUAACUGCCAACGCUUUGUCCAGUGUUAUUUUGAGGACGAUACUGCGGUUGCCGUGGAGAAGAAAUGUGGAUUCGGACAGUUCUUCUCGCUGUCUGACCUGACUUGUGUUCACCCUGAAUUCUCUGACUGUCCAUACGAUCCUUGUAUUGGCCAGCCUGAUGGCGCGAGUUGGAACAUGGCAGAGAAUUGUCAGGGCUACUGGACGUGUAUAAACGGUCACUCUGUACCCGCUUGUUGUGGGAAUCAGACUCGAUAUGUCCCAGGGUCCGGCUGUACGACUGACGCUACAUGUACAGAGGCAUGUCCACCCAAAACCUCUACUGUUCCAUUUCUUUGUGACUCCCAGGCUGAUCCCGACCCUAAUUACUAUCUUCAGAACGUUAGUGGUGCCCUCUUACGGCGCCGUUGCGCCCCGGGAACUCACUACGAUGCUGGUUCCUGUGGCUGUUCUAUUCUUGUUACCGUUACGCCAUCAACAGUCUGUUCCCCGAUGCUCUACCACUCUCAGUCCGACCCCUACUUUUACGACGCGACAAAUAUAAUCCCAGUGGGAAUGGUCAACGUCGCCAUAACUACAGGGUCACUUGGAUUUGGCGGAAAUGGUGAAAUCAACAUUUGGCGCCUAGCAAACCAAGACUUUCGAGACGUGCUUGUUGUCCGGUUUGAGUUGACAGUAGGGACAUCAGCCACUCCAAGGACAGAACAGGUGCUCGUGAAUUGUCUUCACUCCAAUGGAGCGAUGACACCGGCCUCUGUGGAUAUUCAGGUGAUCAAGACCUCCACCACGGCUCAAUUAGUGUACACCCUCAGAGCAGGGGGUACGUCCAAAACACUGACCUCCCCUGUCACGCCUGGGGUCGCUACAGAAGUAAUAUAUGCCUACGAUGGGUCAACAUUUGCCGUAUACUCAGGUCCUGGGACCGAAUCCUCCACAAAUCUGAGAGAAACUUUCUGUGAUGGACGGGUCAGUUUGGUCAUUGCUAUGGACUCCUCCUCAAGCUUGACCUCUAUACAGUUCCUCCAAAUCAAGAACUUCACAGCUAACGGUCUGGUCAAACGGUUUAUGUAUCCACACACCAUCGCCACGGUGGCAUUCGCUGAGAAUGUUGAAAUUGUCACUGACUUUGGGGAACUGAAUAGCGAUAAAAUCAUGAUGUACAACUCGAAUAGAAACUACCAGACCAGAAUUGACUACGCUAUUGGAAACAUGACGGACAUGUUGUCUAGUAGUCCUUUUCUAGACCCAGCUGUCCCAAAGGUCGCUCUGAUAUUGACUGAUGGGAAAAGCACAAGCGGCAUCGAACUACUUCACAAGUCAGCCAUGUAUGCCGAUAGAAAUAAUGUCUAUGUUAUGGCUGUCGGAGUCGGAGAGGAAAGGAACCUGUCCCCAGCUGAGCUGAAUAACAUGACUCAUGGAAUUAAAGAACACCAACGAAUUAUCCCAUACAAAGAACUCGCCAGUUCCCUCGACCAAGUAGUAGAACAAAUCUGCUACCUUUCUCAAGAUGGAGCUAGGAGAACAGGAGAAAUCCGGGGACGUUACCUUCUCACUAUUGUAUUUGACGUCACGAUUCAGAGCCUCGACCUGAUAAAGGAGUUUAUAUCCCAACUCCUAGAAUACAUUGAGUUCGGCAACCCCUCAAUGAAUCUUAUAAUUGCCACAUUAGCGGAUGGAGCAGCAUCUAUUGGGCGUUUUGAUGAAACGGCCAGUUUAAUUGAAGUACGAAAGUUCCUAGACCACAUGAUGAUCAGAGAACACAAGUAUUUUGACGCUGUUUUGGCUUACAAAAAAGUGGAGAGCGACUUCCUGUAUGCGCCAGGCGACUCCUCUAAAAUCGCAUUGUUUAUCUCAGACAAACCACUACAUAAGAGCAGCUUUGCUUCUAUGAGGAUUUUCUUUAACUCAAAAUCAAAAUCUAGCAAUGUACAGAUAAUGUAUGUUGGAAUGGGUUUUGCUGUAAAUCCAGAUUUAAGUCUUGCUUUAGCUAAUUUUAAAGUUGCAAACAGAAUCAUCGUUUCUAACCAGUCACUUCUGACAAGUGGACUGAACAAUGUUGUGAGAGCAAUUGGUACAGAAGUUUUGAAAAAUCCAGUGCCACGGAAUGUCACACAUCAAGUGUUUCACGGACCUGCAGAAAUACUGAUAGGGUACAGUCACUGUCCUCACUUAUUUAACGCACAAAAAUUCAACAAAUAUAAUACGUUUCUGGAAAACGUUGUUAGAAACAUUCACAUGGGAUCUGAUAACGUCCAACUGACCCUUGCUACAUACUGUACCGACAUCAACUAUAUCAGCAGCAUCAAGGAUUACCAGAUCACCUUCCAUGUACCAUACGGUCUCCAGCGCGGGGGAGUGAUCACGCAACUUAAGUGGACAACUGAAAACGUCAUCAGGGAGGUUUUAAAUGUGUAUGAAGAUGUAGAAUCUGACGUCAAGAUUGCCAUUGUCAUCAUUGCUGAUCCCUUUAUGGAGGGAGAUCUUGUUGGGCUCAUGGAAGAGGCUAACCAAAAAAAUAUUUUGAUUAUGCCUCUUGUCUUGUAUCAUGCAAAUGCUACUAUUGAGGGUCUUAAAGAGAAAGUGGACCUCAUGAAUACAGCGAUACCGCCUUUGUAUAUCUCCUGGUCGGAGCUAAGAACUCACGGGGCCGAACAAACUAUGAAUGUUUUGAAAAAAUACUUGACCGGCAGAAGGAAAGAUAUACUCCUCUCAGCAUCAAGUAUGGAUCUAACUGAUGAUCUUCUGAAGAAUUACCUGAAGCUUUAUGUCAGAGAACUACAGAACAUGAAUAACAAGGAAACUACUUCAAGUCUCGAGAAGAAAAUGUUGUCUGACAUUCAGCAACACAGACACCGUGUAUUGAAUGAUGACGUACGGAAUACACAUGCUGGCCUUCAUGGCAUUCUGUUGAGCUUUCUUUAUUCAGAAGAUCCUUCCGAAAAUAGAAUUGGAUUCCUGAUUGCAAAAGGACCAUCAUCUGUGCCCAGUGCAACCCACUCUGUAGCAAGACUUCUGAAGGAUGCCAAUGUCCAUAUGUUUGCUCUUGGAUUUGGAGUAGACAGAAUCAGAGACGAGGAAUUAAAAGUAAUAACAGGAGACAUCGAACAUAUUACAAAACUGUCAUCAGCAGCCGACAUCAUAGGAGCAAUCUCGUCAGUUAAAAAAAUAAUGGGAUCCGUCAAUUUGGACUCAAAAAAGGCUACACAUAUAUCUGUUGCCCUAGAUUCCUCAUUGAAUGUGUCAGAAACUGAUAUUAAAAAUCUUAAGGUGAUGAUAAAUAUGUUCAUCAAAUUGUGGUCCAGUGGAAGUAACUACUACUUGACAUUCGGACAGUACAACAGAUAUUACAUCCCUGAGUUUGUUCGCCAGGAUCUUAAUCAGAACACAUUGUCAGAUGUCAUGCAGCGUGUAUACACACUCACACGCCAAAGCUCACGACACACGCUUUCUCAAGAUUCACUCACACCUCAGAGCCUUCCACUUCAUCUAACGAUAAGGAAUCUACAUCAAAGAAUGAAAGAAUCAAAAACACAAAACUUUUCGCAGGUAGUACUGAUGAUGUUUGACAAAGAACCAACUGACAUAUUGUGGACUGAUAUCGCUCUUCGAGAAGCCAGGUUAGAUGGUGUUCACUUUGUAACAAUACCUAUAGGAAUUGACUCGUAUCCAGACACCUUUACUUAUAAUCUCCCCCUUUAUGCACUCGGAGAUGUCGGUCCAGACGCAAUGAAUAUUGUUAACAGCACUAUACAGUCUGUCUUACCAGAAGGAAAAUUUGACAUAAUGAUUGCCCUGGAUGCUGAUUCUAUGGUUUCAAAUGAUGCAAUGCAUUGGAUGAAAGUUGCUACCCAGUUCUUAACGUCAAGAAUGUCAGAUCGUUUUUCCAAAUACGGAGUUGUAACCUUUUCUGAUAUUAUAAGAAAUGUCAUAGAAUAUUCUGACUUCCAGAGUCAGAUGUUGGUGUCUUAUCUACGAAGUAUUGAUGCUUAUUCAAAACAUCCGUCAAUCCAGUCCAAACCUAGUGUAAUCAUCAACAACCUACAUGGCUUAAUUGAUACCACUAUGUCAACAGCUGCAAAAAUCGGCCUCAUUUUAAUGGAUGACGACACGGAUAAUGACGUUGAUUUGAUGUCGUCUGCAUCGAGGGCAUGGUCAAAGGGUGUUAACUUGAUGUCCAUUGGUGUAGGUGCCCAUGCUGACAAGCUUGAGUUGGAACACAUCACCAAAAACAAGAAUGAUCAUUACUUACAGAUUCAGAACUGGGAGAAACUCGACACAGAUGGAUUUUCAUGGACAAUACAAACAUUUGAAAACAUGGAGCCGUUGCAUUUGUACGUUACAAAGACGAUCACUUCAGCAACGACAAUACCAUCAACGAUAUCAACACCAGAUACAACAGUUAUAUUGGAGGAAUGUACAGGUUUAGUUGACAUUGCGUUUGCCAUGGACGCUUCUGGAAGUCUGACGACAGAAAUGUUCAACGCAAUCAAGCAGACUGUAGCCAACACUGUCAGUAACAUGAAGCUAUCUGAGAAUGACGUCAGAGUUCGCGGAAUUAUCACAUUUGAUGACAGAAUCCAGGAGGUGGCAGAAGAUGUCAGCAAUAAGAUUCUUUUACGGGAACUUAUACUCGGGGCUGUUCAUACCAAAGGAAUGACAAAGAUAGACUUAGCUAUCAGACGAUUAACGGAAUAUCUGGAGUCAGAACCAAAAAGAAAUGCCAGAAAAAUUGGAGUUGUAAUAACGGAUGGAAAAUCCAUGAAGCCCCAAAAAACUCGGGAAGCUGCUGCAGCCGCGGUAAAAAGCAACAUCACAAUGGUGGCUAUGGGAAUAGGGGGACCUACAGACAUAUCCUAUACCGAACUGAUGGAUGUGGCCAAUAAUGUAACAGACAACUUCUUAUGGUUGAAAACAUUAUCUUCGUUUUUAUUGAACGGUACUCAAGUCCUGCACGAAAGGAUCUGCAGAGUUACUGAAGGAAGGGAUCUUUCUACGACUGCCAUUCCGACUGUAAUAACGAAAGACCCUAACGAUCCCGAAGAGCUGUGUGCGAGGUGUAAAUGUGUUGGUAAGGUGAUAAUUCCUGACCCCUUCGACUGCAGUAGAUACCACAUCUGUCUGAACUCAAAGCUUGAGUCCUCUGAACAUUGUGACCCUAAUAAAUUCUGGGACCCUACCACAAAAACCUGCCAGCCACCCAUGACUGCCAAUUGUCAAUAUGAUCCCUGUUACUUGCGGCCUGACGGUUAUAACUACACCACCGUUAGGUUGUUAGAGGAGAAUCAAUGUGAUCAGUUCUACACAUGCCUCAAUGGCCGCACCAAGAAGUUGUGUACUUGUGGAGAAAGGCAAGCAGGAAAUAUUCUUAUUCACAGGAAGUAUGAUCCACUUUCGGACCAUUGUGUGGAUGACACAAAAGGCGAAUGCUUCACCCUCAUCAACAAAAACCACCAGAAGGUUACCAAACCCGAAACAUGGGAAUGUUAUAAAAGGCCAGCAUCAUCCAAAGAAAAAUACAUUAACAUCAAAACAAACAAGGAACAGAUGUGCCCUACAAACUAUAUUUAUAGCCACGAGAAGUGUCAGUGUAUGAUGGAAAUUGUUAAAGUGAAAACAGACAAGUGUAAAGCAGACAUAGACCUCCAAUUUAAUGGCCCAUCCAUUCAGCUCUGGAAUGUCACCCUAAAAGAUGGACAGGGAGUGUUCGAUGGGAGAACGACCAUGUUAUCUAUAAGAAACAUGGCUAAUCAUUACGCCCAUGACUUUGCGGUCAAGAUUUCAAUGAAAACGCCCAAAUACAAGGACAUGCUACUGUUUGAAAACUCCAACUGCCAGGAAACAGACCUUCCGAGUAUUAGAGUGCACUUAAAGAAAAUAAAUGGGUUAUUGGGAGUGGUAGCAGAAAUAAAGACUGCUCAUGGAUACGUCAAAUUACAACUACAAUCUAUGGCCCUACGAUACGAACGUCAGACAACACUGACUUUGGCGUCAAUGGGACAUAAAGUUGCCAUGUGGACCAUGUAUGAUGAUGGCAAUUUAAGGUCUGCAAUACGUGAAAGUGACGUCACAAUGACACUUCAAGCUGAACCUCAUCUUCACUGCAACUCCCCUCUUUAUCUUGGGAGAGGGGUAGAGAGGGAAUUCAGUCCUUUUGAAGGAACAGUUGACUUUUUCCAGUGGUUCUAUAGCUGUUUGCCUGCGGAUGUAGUGGAGUUUUUUGAUCACACAUAGAAGUCAUUCUUCUAACACCAUUCUGCUUUUUAUCAAAGACCACAGAUAUGCAGUUGAUUUAGAUGUAUAUAAAUUCAUAGGAUUCCUUGCUGAUGAGUGCCAGUUUUCGAAUAAAUUAUGUUGAACUUUUAUA
Saccostrea echinata is the source of this 7225-nucleotide messenger RNA. RefSeq lists its product as uncharacterized. The transcript has 30 exons. Gene Ontology annotation, molecular function: chitin binding. The coding region runs from base 1 to 7092 and encodes 2363 amino acids. Gene Ontology annotation, cellular component: extracellular region. NCBI's taxonomy places the organism in Eukaryota, Metazoa, Mollusca, Bivalvia, Ostreida, Ostreidae. The record is from RefSeq and is a predicted model, not a curated record.